AUGUUCCAGUACAUCCAGAAGCAAAUCCAUGACCACUUAGCUGAACGUGGGAUGCGUCAGACUCGCCUUGUGACCAAGGAUGGUCACUGCAACAUUGAGUUUGGGAACAUAAGAUAUCCUAAUCAUAUUGCUUUUCUUAUGGACUUUUGGACAACCUUUGUAGAGAUUCGCUGGCGUUUCGUCUUAUGCUACUUUGUUUUUGCCUUCACUGGUAGCUGGUUUAUCUUUGGCCUGUUAUGGUAUUCGAUUGCGAAAAGUAAUGGGGACCUGCUGGGACAGAAUGCAACAAAUGGUCAGGUCAGAUGUAUAGAAAAUGUAAAUGGACUAACAACUGCUUUCCUUUACUCUCUUGAGACACAGACAACAAUAGGAUAUGGUGGCCGUGCUUUAACUGGGCACUGUAUUGGCACAGUAAUACUGAUCAUUAUUCAGUCCCUCAUAGGAGCCAUUAUAAACUGUUUUAUGUGUGGGCUCAUUUUGGCAAAGAUUUCCCUCCCAAAGAAGAGAGCAAAAACAGUGACUUUCAGUGAAACAGCUGUUAUCUGCCUGAAGAAAAGUAGUCUCUGUCUGCUUAUAAGGGUGGCCAACUUGCGAAAGACUUUACUGAUUGGGAGUCAUAUUUAUGCCAAGCUGCUUAGGACCACUAUUACAUCAGAGGGAGAAACCAUCAUUUUGGAUCAGAUCAGUAUUGACUUUACUGUGGAUGCAGGCAAGGACAAUCUUUUUUUUGUGUGCCCACUCACACUCUGCCAUGUCAUUGACAAGAGCAGUCCUUUUUGUGAAAUGUCAGCAGACACCCUGCACAAAGAGGAGUUUGAGCUGGUGGUGUUCCUUGAUGGCACUGCUGAAUCCACCAGCUCCUCAUGUCAAGUGCGAACCUCUUUCAUUCCAUGUGAGAUCCAGUGGGGUCACAGUUUCCUGCCAAUUGUGUCACGGACUAAAGGGGGGAAGUAUCGCGUGGACUUUUCUAACUUUUCCAAGACAGUGCCAGUGGAAACUCCACACUGUGCCUAUUGCUUCCAAAAUGACAGGCAGCAUCACCAUAGUCAUCAACAGACAAAAGGAGGUAUUGACAACACUGGAUUUGAGGUGAUUGAUAUUGAUGAAUCUACACAUAUUACAAAUAUGUGA
This is a messenger RNA of Alosa sapidissima (American shad), 1131 nucleotides long. Its product is annotated as ATP-sensitive inward rectifier potassium channel 1-like. Gene Ontology annotation, biological process: potassium ion import across plasma membrane; regulation of monoatomic ion transmembrane transport. The record is from RefSeq and is a predicted model, not a curated record. Gene Ontology annotation, cellular component: plasma membrane. Bases 1 to 1131 code for a protein of 376 amino acids. Gene Ontology annotation, molecular function: ATP-activated inward rectifier potassium channel activity. NCBI's taxonomy places the organism in Eukaryota, Metazoa, Chordata, Actinopteri, Clupeiformes, Clupeidae. The transcript has a single exon.